Messenger RNA from Bombyx mori (domestic silkworm), 5737 nucleotides. RefSeq names its product ubiquitin-protein ligase E3C. The transcript is spliced from 21 exons. Gene Ontology annotation, biological process: protein polyubiquitination; ubiquitin-dependent protein catabolic process. The record is from RefSeq and is a predicted model, not a curated record. Gene Ontology annotation, molecular function: ubiquitin protein ligase activity; protein binding. NCBI's taxonomy places the organism in Eukaryota, Metazoa, Arthropoda, Insecta, Lepidoptera, Bombycidae. The coding region runs from base 224 to 3475 and encodes 1083 amino acids.
CGAUAAAUGUCAGUCAGCUGUCAAACAAAGUGAGUUCUGAAAUUACAAAACACAAAAUUACCAAAAUGUCUAAUUCAGUGGCAUUAUAUAUUUGCCUGUUAGAUUGCUGAAUGAAAAUAUUUGGUCUUUGUGAUUGCUAUGUAUGUGCGAUUCAUCACCAAUAAACAAAAUAUAUUUACUGACUGACCUGCAAACUAAGAAUUUAUGAAAAUUUCUUAACAUCAUGUAUUCAUUCGAGGGAGACUUUAGGCGAAAACCCCAACAAAAUUUAGCAGGUGCAAGCGCGGCACGAAAGACCGAUAGAGACUCUUUGAUUCAACAAACACAGUUACAAAGACAAAAACGAGAGGAACACCGAAAACGUUUAAACAGUGUUAUAAAAAUUCAAGCAUAUUUUAGAAGCUACUUAACCAGAAAAAAAUGUAAACAAGUAGAAAGGGACCAAUUUGAUGAUAUGUUUCCUAGAAUUAAUGUAGAAGAUCAAACAACAAUCUCAGCACUGUUAGCAAAAAUAUUUUUCUUCUAUGAUGACAAAGCUGAUGUUUCUAGAUUGGUAUCAAUAUCACAAUUGUUGUUAAAACAAUGGAAAAAGGUCUUCCACAACAGUGGCUCUAGUAUACAGAUAAGAAGAUUACUAGCAUUACAUUUGCGACUAUUGAAGUAUAACACAGAGGUGCCUUUAGCAGUUCCACUCAGAAUGUUUGAAGUAUUCACAUCCACUAGUACAGUAGAAGCAGCAAUGAACUGUGAUGAGGCACUGAGAUUUGUUGCCAAUACAUUCUUGUAUUUAAUUAAAAGAGGCUAUUUCAUGGAUCUGUGUAAAUUAAUAUGUGAAAAGACCCCACCAAUGUAUGGUCCAUCACCAAACCCACCCACCCCAUUAAGCGGAGCACUUUUAGAGUUAAUUCAGCGCCCUCUGUCACUGAUCCUGCGAGUGAACAUUCCUCAGUAUGAAGAUACAGUAACAACAGAGUUUACUGCGGCAUUUUUGUGCAAUCCGUAUCCAGAACCAGUAGAAAUGUUUAUAUUACCAUCUCUAGCACAGGAUACCACAAAGAAACUAUCAUUCUUAGCAUUAAUAAAGUGUUUACAAGACGACAACAAAUAUCAUAGUAAAAAGAUUAUAAACGAUUCUUGGUUAUUGCAUUCGGUUUUGGUUUUAGAGCCAAAGCAAUUUAUAAGUGAAAUAAAAAAUAUUGACAAUACAAGAUUGCCAAGCAAUAGAAUAGUAAUAGAAUACCUUAAGGUAAUAGCUAGAUUGACUGAGAAUGUGUGCAACAAACAAAUCACCUACGAAUUUGAAGACUCACUGUACAGUCAAGAAACUGCAGCGGACAAAGAUGAUGAAAGUGACAGCGAAACCGAACCGAAUCCCACCUCUAUUCGUGAACAGAUGCUGCUGACGCGGUGUAUUGAAUUAUUGAAUGAUCCAGAAAGAUGCAUUAUGGUCACCAUAUCUCAAAUAACAGAUAAUGAUUUAAGUGAAGAAUUUUUAGAGUACAUGUCUGAGAUCUGUCACAAUUUGCUUUUGAGUCAUCGUAUGGCUUUGCAUAAGUACAGGUUAUUGUAUACGCUAGCAUUUAAACCGAUAUUCUUACGAGGUCUAUGGCGCUGGUUGAGUAAUAUGAACCACGCUUCCUCGUUCGGUGGUUCGUCCACGUCUCUCCUGUCUGCGUUGUCCCGCGGUAUGGGUGCCGAAACUUCUGUGAUAGGUGUUCAUAGACUACUGGCACCUUUGGCUGUCUUCUGCGCCUUGUUCUCGCUAUUAAUCGGAACCUUACACGAUACGGAGUUCUGCAAAGAUAUGGACGAUGAUGAGAAAAUGAGCGUGUUGAACGCCGGCGGUGGGGGUGGCAGGAUUCACGCGUUUGAGUUCUCGGAACUUGGCGGUCUCUGCAGAACGUUACGCCAAGUCUGUCUCGGUCUCAUAGAACUGGCCUACCCUGAGUCGAGGCUCACUGCCUGUGGACUGUACAAAGAUGCUGUGGGUUACACUGACGUCGAAAUGUCUGGCAAGAAUAGGACGCCAGCGUGGUCACAUCUAUUUAAAGUGUGCACGCACCUGCUGCGUGCGCUGUACGUGCGCGACUCGCGGCUGCAGUUCUGCGGCAGCGCGGCGUGGCCGGUGGAGGGCGCCAUCCCCGAGGGGGGCGGGGCCGCGCUCGUCACGCACGCUGUGCACUCGCGACCCUUCCCCACGCAUCUGCGGCAGCUGAACCUCUCGCAAGAAGAGGGCCCGCCGCUGACAAUCAAGGAGCUGAGAACAGUCACGAUACUCAAAGAAAUACCAUUCGUGGUGCCGUUCUCAACGCGAGUCCUGAUAUUCCAAGCGCUACUCGCAAAAGAAAAACACGACAAUUGGUAUGAGAUGACUAAUUUCAGUGAAGGUCCGUUUAUAAACAUUAGCGUCCGACGCACGCAUUUGUAUGAAGACGCUUUCGACAAACUCAGUCCCGAUAAUGAACCAAAUAUGAAAUUAAAGUUACGAGUACAACUGAUCAAUCAAGCCGGCGCCGAAGAGGCUGGCGUCGACGGUGGAGGCCUAUUCCGAGAAUUCAUAUCCGAAUUACUUAAAUCAGCGUUUGAUCCAAACAGAGGGUUGUUUCGUUUAACGAAAGAUAAUAUGCUGUACCCGAAUCCUGGCGUUAACUUGUUGUACGAUGAUUUUCCCAUGCACUAUUACUUCGUCGGCAGGAUGCUUGGAAAGGCACUGUACGAAAAUUUACUGGUAGAACUUCCACUAGCGGAGUUUUUCCUCGCCAAGCUGUGCUCGUCUCGGGAGCCGGACGUUCACGCCUUGGCCUCUUUGGAUCCAGGCUUGUACCGGGGGCUAUUGAUGCUGAAGUCUCAUCGAAGGCAAGACGUUCCGGAGCUGGGACUCGACUUCACGAUACUCAGCGAUGAACUGGGCGAGCAAAGGAUAGAUGAACUGAAACCCGGCGGUGCCAACAUUCCAGUGACCGCUGAAAAUAGGAUAGAAUAUAUUCAUCUAGUCGCCGAUUAUAAAUUGAACAGACAAAUAAGGUCUCAGUGCAUCGCGUUCAAGCGCGGGCUGGCGUCGGUCGUGAACGCGGACUGGCUGCGGAUGUUCUCGUGCCGGGAGCUGCAGCUGCUGGUGUCGGGCGCCGAGGUGCCCAUCGACGUGCGCGACCUCCGACAACACACGCUCUACUCCGGAGGCUUUUCGGAUUCGCAUCCCACCGUGCAGUGCUUCUGGAAGGUGGUCGAGAACCUCACGGAUGACCAGAGACGACAGCUGCUGAAAUUCGUCACGAGCUGUUCGCGGCCUCCCUUGUUGGGUUUUAAGGACCUGCAGCCCCCGUUCUGCAUACAGUCUGCGGGUGCGUCGGAUCGACUCCCGUCGUCGUCGACCUGCAUGAACCUGCUGAAGCUGCCGGAGUUCCACAGCGAGGAGCAGCUCGCGGAGAAGUUACUGUACGCGAUACAGGCCGGGGCCGGAUUCGAGCUCAGCUAAAAAUACAAUACCGGCGUUGGAACAAUACCUAUUUAUUUAGUGCAUUAAACUUGUAAAUGAAGUUGACAGUUUUUUUUUUCACUAAUUAACAAUACGAAAUGUACCUCGAUGUGAUAUUGUGUAUAUUAUUGACCGCGGUGAUUCCCUUCAUUUUUAUGAACGAGUGAAAAUCUAAUGGAUAUCUUUACGUGUUGUAUACAAGUUUAUUUAGUAAAUUACUAUUGUACACAAGAAACUAGGUAACAGAUCUUCGAAUGAUUAGUUUUGGUUUUGUUUGGCAAUGUUUGGCAAUGGAUAGACGGGCUGAAGAAUUUUAAUAUUCUAACGCUGUACUUGAAACUGGAACUUGCUAAGUUUGCAAAUCUGUUUAUAUACAGGGUGUGUGCCGUUACAGAAAAUGAAAACAGAGGAAGUUGUUUUAGACGCGAUAGUACUAAGAAAAGUUUUUGUACUAUCUUUAUACACCCUGUAUGCACACUAAACACGAGAGAUCGCAGAUUCUAAACUGGACGACUUUUUGUUAUGUUACCUCUUCGUUUAUCACAGAUGAUAGUUUGUUGGCAAUGUUUUAACAUAACUAGUAUUCGUCCAGUGCUAGAAAUUUGACAAAAAUCACUAAGUAACACAUCUCGAGGUGUUACUUAUGAAGAAAAAAAGUGGUUGUGUUUUCUUAGAGGGCAAUGUUAUGUAAUAAAAAUAACUUUCCUCACUAAUGCUAUGUUUUUCAAACUUUUAUUUCCUCUUUUCGAUGAUAAAUAAUAUCUUUUUGUCAUAAUAAUAGUUUAAAAUUGAGAAACACAAGAAAAAUACUAAUUAAAAAAUGUGGGUAGUUUUUUAUUUUUCUAAACAUUAAUUAUACCAUCAAAAUCUGACUUCAGUUCACAUUUUUCGCUUUGUUAUAUGUGUGUGUUAAAUGUAUCAAAAACCGCGCGCACCGUAAACCUACCCUUCGUUUCAUUUUAUGUAUUACAUUUUUCUCUUUUGUUUUAUUAGUGACAUGUUUCCUAAAACUUUACGAGCAACAAUUUCCUAUUUGCUACUAUCCAAGAAAAUCUAUUAACGAGCAGAGGAGAAGUAACUCAACUGUUUUUCACUUUUACUUAUCUCUAGAUGUAUAAAUGAGUCAUAAUUGCGUAUGUCCGUCUUCCAAUAUAAUAAAAAUUCACCAUAAUAUUGUGAAUCUUUUUGUACAUUAUUCAUGCAUAGUAAUUAUAAUAAUAUUUUAAAGUUGGCUAUAAGUUUCAUGGAAGUGUGCGCAAUGCGAGCAUCUAGCUAUCUCUCUCGCACGCCCGCACACGAAUGGCGGUGACGUCAUAACUCACAACGUGCAAUAAUCCCCGCUAUAAGAUGUGAACAGUCUCUAGCUUGCUCGUUUCCGUAUAGCCUUAUGAAGAUAUGGACCACUAAAAUGUUUGUUUAAAUUUAAAUUAGAUUUGUCUUCAUACAUACUGACGCUUGAAAGGCAAACGUGACUAAGCGACAAUAACUGCUUUGUACAUAAAUGAUAGGCAAUAACCAUAUUCGAAUCGCAAAAAAAAAAUAUUUCUGGGUCUAUUAAAAUCAUUUCAAUCCUACAUCUAGAUUCGUUAAAAUAUAAUUUUUUUCAGGUAUUACAACUUUAAAUUAUAAUAGUCUACUGUAAAGUUCACGCAUUGUCGCUUAGUCACGUUUGCCUUUCAAGCGUCGAUACGUAUUUAUUACUGUUUUUUAUAAUGAUCUUAGAAUCACACGUAUAAGCUAAGUUACAGUGUUAGAUUGAGAAACUUGAAUUCAGUUUUAGUAAUUUGUAUGAUUUAACUUGUCAGCUGUCGAAAUGUAUUUUUAAGUUUUGUAAAUAAUUUGUCUGCCCCCCCCUAUGAAUAUUAAGAACAUAUUGAGAGUUAUUGUGAGGGAUAAAAUGUUUUGUUAAUUUUAGAUGAUUUAAUUUCGGUAUCGAUAUUACGGUAGGCGUUAAUCGUAGUAGAUAUCUGUUCCCUAAUUCUGAUGUUAGUGCAAUGUAUUGUAUUUUUAAUAGUUGUAAAUAAAAUAUCGAAUUUAUCAUUAUGUAAAAAAGUUAGGUCUACGGAGGUUCUGUUAAAAAGAAAUAGUUAAUGUUCUUAGUGAAUUGUGUUUUUGAAUCGACUUGAAACUAGUUGCGACUGGGUGAAUUAAUAAUUUAUUCGAUUUGAAGCCCCGUUAGCGCUGAUGUUCAGAUGUGUCAAAUUCGGGAUUUUAUACCCUAUAUUUUAGUACCUACGUAAUAAAGUCUAUGAUGAACUGAAA